AUGGAGGAAGGGAAUAUACCAGUGUUAGCGGAGAAGAUAAAGCAGAUGGUGAAGGUGAUACUGCUCAUGGUCAGGAAGGGAAUUUCCAAGUGGCCCAAGCUCAUGGUUGACCUCAACAUGAUGAUGAAGGGCCGCAAGAUCGCCGGAAAAGCCAUCCACAACCUCAUGUUCCACCACCACCACCACCACUCCGCCACCCGCUCCCACGACGGCCGCCUCUCCUAUUACGGCGGCCCUCGCGAGGUCGAGUUCAGCUGCAGCAACAGCCCCGCCAAACGUCCUCGCCACCACAACUCCCAAUACUUCUUCCCCUGCGGCCAAGCGCCUCCCACCGACGACGAGUUCGUCGCCACCGCCAAUGCCGUCAGGAGGGAGCUGGAUAUGCUGGCUCGCAAGGGCGCCGCGUCGCCCGCUCUCUCGGCCUUCCUGCAGAGCCCCGCGGUGAGCGAACUGAUUUACAGCGAGCUCUCGUCGCCGGCGCUGCCGGGGUUCGGUCGGACCCCGCUGGUGCGGCAGCUGAGGGUGACGGACUCGCCGUUUCCGUUGCGCGACGUCGACGAAGAAGAUCACCGCGUGGAUCAAGCGGCGGCGGAGUUCAUAAUGAAGUUCUACAACGAAUUGAGGAAGCAAAACAAAAGUCCCCUGCGUUGA
Messenger RNA from Diospyros lotus (date-plum), 651 nucleotides. RefSeq lists its product as uncharacterized. NCBI's taxonomy places the organism in Eukaryota, Viridiplantae, Streptophyta, Magnoliopsida, Ericales, Ebenaceae. Bases 1 to 651 code for a protein of 216 amino acids. The record is from RefSeq and is a predicted model, not a curated record. The transcript has a single exon.